This is a messenger RNA of Pseudophryne corroboree (corroboree frog), 2840 nucleotides long. Its product is annotated as lysosomal alpha-glucosidase-like. Lineage: Eukaryota; Metazoa; Chordata; Amphibia; Anura; Myobatrachidae. Gene Ontology annotation, cellular component: lysosomal membrane. The coding region runs from base 1 to 2664 and encodes 887 amino acids. The transcript is spliced from 19 exons. The record is from RefSeq and is a predicted model, not a curated record. Gene Ontology annotation, biological process: lysosome organization; glycogen catabolic process. Gene Ontology annotation, molecular function: carbohydrate binding; alpha-1,4-glucosidase activity.
AUGUUCAAAGAGUCUCAAGGAAGAAAGAACCAUUGGAAGACAGCAUGGGGGCUAUGGAUGCUUUUUAUGCUUUUUACAGUAUGUAUUGGAAAAGAUCCUUCAAGAUGCAGUGCAGCCGCUGGAAGCCGUUUUGACUGUGCACCAGAAAAGAUUUUGAACAAAGAUGAAUGCGAAGCUCGUGGAUGCUGUUAUGUUGCAGAGGCUGAUAGCUGGGGGCUCGGGCAGCCUUCGUGUUUUUACCCAUCCGACUAUCCCAGCUACAAGAUGGUCAACCUAACAGAGACAGAGAGUGGUUACUCCGCAACCCUCAUACGCUACAAGAAGACAUUUAUGCCAGAUGAUUUAAUGACGUUGCAACUGGAUAUUUUAUUUGAGACGGAAUACAGGCUGCAUUUUACUAUAAAAGAUCCAGCUAAGAAACGCUAUGAAGUUCCUAUAGAAACACCAUGUGUCCAUGAGAAAUCAGUACAUACACAGUAUGAUAUCAAAUUUGCUGCUGAACCCUUUGGUUUAAUAAUCAGUAGAAAGAGCAAUGGCCAAACCUUGUUAAACACCAGUGUGGCGCCAUUUCUGUUUGCAGACCAAUUCAUCCAAAUGUCCACAACUCUUCCUUCAAAAUUUGUGUAUGGUCUUGGUGAGCAUCUCACAUCCAUUAACUUAGACUUCAACUGGAAACGAUUAACAUUCUGGAACAGAGACCUAAUUCCACGGAAAGAUGCAAACCUAUAUGGUACUCAUCCAUUCUACCUCGCAAUGGAAAAUAAUGGUUCAGCUCAUGGGGUGUUUCUACUCAACAGCAAUGCCAUGGAUAUCAUACUGCAGCCGGCUCCAGCUCUGACCUGGAGAACCACAGGAGGGAUUUUGAAUUUUUAUGUCUUCAUGGGCCCUAAUCCCAAGGCUGUUAUCAAGCAGUAUCAGGAUGUCAUUGGGUUGCCCUUUAUGCCACCCUACUGGGGCCUUGGAUUCCAUCUGUGCCGCUGGGGUUACACAAGCUCCAACAUGACUCGAGAAGCAGUGAAAAACAUGAGAAAUGCUAAAAUUCCUAUGGAUGUGCAGUGGAAUGACAUUGACUACAUGUAUGAGUACCUAGAUUUUACCUACGACCCAAAACGUUUUGGUGAUAUGCCACAGAUGGUCAAUGAAUUUCAUGAAAUGGGCAUGAAAUACAUCUUGAUAAUGGAACCAGCCAUUGGCCUCACCAGCUCCAAUGGAAGUUAUCUACCCUAUGAGGAUGGGCUGAAGAGAGGUGUUUUUAUCACCAAUGAGACAGGCCAACCUCUUGUUGGCAAGGUUUGGCCUGGACUGACUGUGUUUGUUGAUUUCACAAACCCUGAAGCCCAUAACUGGUGGCACGACAUGAUAAAGGCUUUCCAUGAAAAGGUUCAUUUUGAUGGGCUGUGGAUUGACAUGAAUGAACCAGCUAAUAAUGUUCAUGGCUCAGUGGAUAACUGUCCAGACAACAAACUAGAAAACCCUCCAUAUGUCCCUGCCGUUGUAGGGGGCAAGCUACGUGAUACUACCAUCUGUGCUUCCAGCCACCAGCACCUCUCAUCACAUUACAACCUUCACAACAUGUAUGGAUUCACUGAAGCCAUCGCAUCCCAUAAUGCUUUGGUGAAAAUUCUAGGAAAACGUCCUUUUGUGAUCUCUCGCUCCACAUUCCCCAGUCAUGGUCGCUAUGCAGGCCACUGGACAGGGGAUGUAGAAAGCACCUGGGAUCAGCUGUGGCAUACAGUCCCUGCUAUACUACUGUUUAAUAUGUAUGGGGUUCCCCUGGUCGGGGCAGAUCUGUGUGGCUUUGUGGGUAAUGUAACAGAGGAGCUUUGUGUACGCUGGAGUCAGGUUGGCGCCUUCUACCCAUUUAUGAGAAACCACAACACGAUGGAUGCAAAGUCACAGGAACCAUUUGUGUUCAGCAAGGAAGCCCAGAAAGCCAUAAGAAAGACUGUGCAAUGGCGCUAUAUGCUCCUUCCCUAUCUGUACAGUCUGUUCCAUAAGGCUCACCAUCUGGGAGACACUGUGGCACGAGCUCUCUUUAUUGAGUUCCCCUCUGACCCAAACACUUGGGAGAUUAGCAGCCAGUUCCUCUGGGGAGAUGCUCUGCUGAUUACUCCAGUCCUGGCAGAGGGAAAAACUGAAGUUAAGGGAUAUUUUCCUGCUGGGGUGUGGUAUGAUUUUGCAUUGGAUGGAGCAAUUCAGAGUAUGGGACAAUGGAUGACUCUUCCAGCACCAAUGGACACUAUUAAUCUUCACAUUAGAGGCGGCUAUAUAAUACCAGCACAGGAACCAGGGAUGACCACAGAGGAGACACGCAAAAAUGGUUUAAUACUGUUGGUUGCACUUUCAUCAGAUGGUUUUGCUCAAGGAGACCUAUACUGGGAUGAUGGAGACAGUUUAGACACAUAUGAGAAAGGAGAUUACAGUUUGAUUCAGUUUGUGGCUAAAAACAAUGUUAUUCUCAAUGAGGUCAAACAGGACAAAAGUGAAGUGGGAAAACUGAAGCUGAAUGUGGUACAAGUGUUUGGGGUACCCAAUAAUCCAAAGGAAGUGCAAAUUAAUGGUGUGGCCACUAAAGCUUUCACAUACAAUGGAACCACGAAGUUCCUGCAAAUUACGAAGCUCUCACUGCCAAUCACAGAGAAGUUUAACAUUGAGUGGUCUUGAAAUAAGAAUUAAUCUUCUGGAAAACCUGACCCUAUGUGGAAAAGAUUAAAGUACUAUACGGUCAUAAUUUUGAUUUUUAAAACAUUUUGGUCCAGUUUUAUACAGCAUGUCAGAUUGUUCAUAGUAUAACUGUCAUGCCAAUCGUAUGUUAAAUAAAAAGCAUCUAUUAUAUAUAA